GAAUACCCACUGCAAACAACCAUUCAAAGUAUCUUUCUUCGCAUCAAUUCAAUCUUCGAUACGCCAUGCCCCGAUACAGCGACGAGUGGCUGAUUGACAAAACCAUGUUUGACUACGUUCAAGGUGGUUCCUGCGCUUGCUGCUCCGGAUUUCUCUUCAUGCCUGGAGGGACCCCUGAGCUGAUCCGAUCCAUGUCGGAAUUUGAGACCGACGCAGCAAACGAUGAAGUAUCUGCAUUGGACAAACUUCCUUGGCCCCAGGAGAUGAAGGAUGAGGUGUGGAAAGAACGAGUUCGACUGCGUCAAUAUUGCAAGAAAAACAUGAAAAUAUACAAAUCUUUCUGGGAAGAUUAUGGAGACCGAUAUCAGGCUUGGUUUCACGAACUAUCGAGGCUGAAAAUACGUCGUUUGUUCCAAUUGGCUCGGACAGAGGUCGUGGAACGUUUGCAGCACCAAAAGUUUCAUAUGCAUGCCGCUUUUGGGACUGUUUUGUGUGCUGUUACAGAACAAGUCGCCCAUUUUGAAGUCACUAAGUACCCUGUCGACGGACGAGGUGAAGCAGAGAUUGGAUUUGAAAAUAUACUUGGAUAUGAUAGAAGGGGAGGCUUCACCCUCAAGGAUGACGAGGAAGAAUCUAGAACGAAAUGGCUCAUUCGACACAAAGCACUUGGUGGACCAAAAUUAUUAGAAAGGAAUCCAAAGGCAAACAACGACAGUGAUAACGAGGAUGGAGAUGGCGAUGAGAAAGAGGACGAAGACAUUGACAGAAAGUCUUCUGUACCGUCAUUCAGAUCCGACAGAAGAAUCAUCCGAUUGCUCAUUGCACGCUGUUUUGCAGACACAUUGCAAGAAGCUUUCCUUAAGGAAGUUGAAGAGAGUGGUGGAUAGUGACACAGAUUGUUCCAUCAAGAACAAAUUACCACAAAAGCAUGACAGAAAGACAACACGGAGAUGAUUGGUCUCAAACAGCGUACAACAAACCGAUCAAAAAUAUUGGCUAAUGCAUAGAUCUAAAUCUGCCAUUACUUACUUGGAC
Molecule: messenger RNA, 1035 nt
Organism: Pseudo-nitzschia multistriata
Lineage: Eukaryota; Bacillariophyta; Bacillariophyceae; Bacillariales; Bacillariaceae
Source: the annotation of a GenBank genome assembly